AUGUUUCACUCGUCUAUGCUUCCGAAUGCGACUAUAUGGGCGAGCACAGUUCGCAAGGAGAUCCGCCGCUUCCGUAUCCUCAUUGUCGGUCGGGCGAACGCUGGCAAGACAACCAUCCUCCAAAGGGUUUGUAACACGACAGCGUUGCCUGAGAUAAUCGCGCCGACUGGUGACAGGAUCGACUUGUCCACGAUCAGUCCGUCUGCCCAGCGCGGGGAGCAUGAUAUCGAGAACGAAAUGGUGUUUAAAAGCAACCCAGGCUUUGUCUUUCAUGACUCGCGUGGAUUCGAAGCUGGCGGUUCCUCUGAGUUCCAGACGGUCAAACAAUUUAUCGCGAACCGCGCCGAGCAGAAGCUUUUGUCUGAUCGACUUCACGCCAUCUGGUACUGCAUUCCUACAAACGAUGCUACCCGGCCAAUCACGAGAGCCGAAUUGGAUUUCUUUGAGGAGUGUGGGACGGGAAAUGUACCAGUGAUCGUUCUGUUUACCAAGACUGACUCAAUGGAUUCCCGCAUGACGAAACAACUGAUUAAGGCAGGAUAUACUGAUGAAGAAGCUGAACAACGGGCACCAAUACAGGGAGUCAUUGACUUUCAGGAACGCUUCUGUGGCAUUCUCUAUCAAAAGAAACAUCCUCCCACAUCUCAUUUAUUUUUUCGAGAAAUGCAGCACCCAGAGGCUGAUGUUGGUGGCCUAAUUAAGUCUACUGCAGAAGCACUUGCAUCAGAUAAAAACUUGCUACAACUAUUUGUCUCGACACAACAGACUAGUCUCAACUUGUGCAUUGAAUAUGCAAUUAAACGAGACUUGCUAGAUAAGCUCAACACUCUUUCUGCUUUGCAAGAGAGGCUUCUUUCCACAACAGAAAAAAACAAUGUCAGACUUGUCUUGCCUAUAUUGCAGUGGUUCCCACAUCUGGUCAGACCUUUACUUUUUUUAUUCUCACAUACCAAUACUUCUCUGAUAGGAUUGUACUUAUAUGGCAAGUUGGGUUUCAGAGAUUUAUCUGAUGGUGCUGAUAUCAGGCUCUUACUUUUGAGGCUGCUCCAACUGUGCAUGUAA
Laccaria bicolor S238N-H82 is the source of this 1062-nucleotide messenger RNA. RefSeq lists its product as uncharacterized. The transcript has 13 exons. The record is from RefSeq and is a predicted model, not a curated record. The coding region runs from base 1 to 1062 and encodes 353 amino acids. Lineage: Eukaryota; Fungi; Basidiomycota; Agaricomycetes; Agaricales; Hydnangiaceae.